Racocetra persica is the source of this 159-nucleotide messenger RNA. The record is from the annotation of a GenBank genome assembly. NCBI's taxonomy places the organism in Eukaryota, Fungi, Glomeromycota, Glomeromycetes, Diversisporales, Gigasporaceae.
ACAAAAGCAUUAAUCAUUGAAAACUAUCCUCAAAUAAAAACAUUAAAUGUUCGUAAAAAUCUUUUAAUUAAUUUAGAGUUUAUAAAAGAUUUAGUAGACUUAGAAGAAUUAGAGAUAGAUGGUAGUGCUGAGCUAAUUAAAAUUUUAGAACCUUAUUGA